Mus musculus (house mouse) is the source of this 5694-nucleotide messenger RNA. RefSeq names its product roundabout guidance receptor 3 (gene Robo3). The transcript is spliced from 28 exons. Bases 1344 to 5429 code for a protein of 1361 amino acids. The record is from RefSeq and is a predicted model, not a curated record. Gene Ontology annotation, biological process: positive regulation of axon guidance; axon midline choice point recognition. Gene Ontology annotation, cellular component: axon; plasma membrane; membrane. Lineage: Eukaryota; Metazoa; Chordata; Mammalia; Rodentia; Muridae.
GUGCAAGGGAGGAGCCCCAGAGCCCUAUUUGCAUGGCCAUUAGCUAUUCAUUAGGCUGCUGUCGAAGCAUCUCUGGAGACCAGGAAUGACAGGGAAGAAAUUCCAGGGAAAGAGAGCCCUCGGCUGUGUCUGCAGGAAUUAGAGGGAAAGCGUGGAUCAGAAGGGUGUUGUGUGGAAGGAGUUUGAAGAGGGCUGAGAUUCUCCAGUCUUGCCACCUUUGAGGAGUCCCAAGAGACCAAGCAGUUAUUUUCUCGGAUUUUUUACUCACCUAGAGCUUUAUACCAGACAUCUAUCUUUUCAUUUAAGCUUGAAAAGUCAGGGAGGGACGAUGGUUGUUGGUCACUACACACUGCCACUAGGGAAAACAAAACAAAAAAACAGCUAUGGAGGAUAAAGAAUAGGGCAGUGACCACAAAAGCAUAGAGCAAGAUCUUGGCAGCAGGGAACUUAAAGUGUAUUUUUAUCACAUAUGAGAGGUUUUUGAAGUGGAGAUGGGAUGGGUUUAGAAAUACUAGAGCCUAAAGUCUCAUUCAGGUAGAGACUGUAGGAACCACAUUAAAGUGCUGGAGAAGAAAGGAUAUUAAGUAAUGGUAAACUUGUCAUAGCUACUGUUGUGCCUUGCAUCUUUUUGGGGGUUUUGAACUCCCACAUUGCAGAUAAGGAAGUGAAAUUUAGAGACCUGAACCUUUUUGUUUUUUGAGACCUAGCCUAACUAUGUAACUUAGACGCCUCCACACCCAGAGCAGUGGGCUUACAGGCAUGGGCCACCAACGGGCUGCAGUUAAAUAAGAUGUCCAGCUUACUAACUCUGGGAAGUGUCAAAUCUGAGAUUCUAGCUCAGAGCAUUUCGAAGCCAAAACCUGGGCUCUAACCAUUCCAGGGGCCUCUCUCAGUGGAGUGUUUCCAAAACAGGAUUGGGAUGGGACGGAGGAAAGAGAUGCUUGAGCAGCAGACAUCCUUCCAUCUAUCUGGAAGGGAAAAGACUGAGAAGUUUAUUCUCUUCCAUACGUGGGAGAGAAACUGAUUUUACACUGAGCAAUCAAAUCAACGACCAGGGUGGAGCCUGCACCCGCCACGCCCCAGCAUUCUCUAUACCAGAACUCUUAAAAGGAAGGGCAAGAAACGAAACCUAAUCCCCCACUGGGCCUAGAACCAAGAGGUCUCUGAGGAUAUUGGAACAGGGUAGGCGGGGUGGGGGCGAGAGAGAGCCGCAGAACAGAUGCGCCCAAGAGUCACUGGUUAUUUAAGGACACCAGAUUGUGCAAGGCUUCAGCGCCGCCUACUGGCAGAAGCGAAUAGGUCUGACUGAGAGCUCAGUAUUUAACUCUUCUGCAUAGGCGAGAAUGAGGAUACAUGGAGGCAUGGGAACAUUUGUGGGGUCAAGAGUUGGGCCAGAAGAUGCCAUGCCACGCAUCGUGGAGCAGCCGCCAGAUCUGGUGGUUUCCAGGGGCGAGCCGGCUACUCUGCCCUGUCGUGCAGAAGGCCGGCCUCGACCCAACAUCGAGUGGUACAAGAAUGGGGCGCGUGUGGCGACUGCACGGGAGGAUCCGCGUGCUCACCGUCUGCUGCUGCCCAGCGGCGCCCUCUUCUUUCCCCGCAUUGUGCACGGGCGUCGCUCUCGGCCUGACGAGGGUGUCUACACCUGUGUGGCUCGCAACUACCUGGGAGCAGCGGCUAGCAGAAACGCCUCUCUGGAAGUAGCUGUCCUCCGUGAUGAUUUCCGGCAAUCGCCUGGGAACGUGGUGGUAGCGGUGGGGGAGCCAGCUGUAAUGGAAUGUGUGCCCCCUAAGGGUCACCCAGAGCCUUUGGUGACCUGGAAGAAAGGCAAAAUAAAGCUUAAGGAAGAGGAGGGAAGGAUCACCAUACGUGGAGGAAAGCUGAUGAUGUCACACACGUUCAAGAGUGAUGCUGGCAUGUAUAUGUGCGUAGCCUCCAACAUGGCUGGAGAACGAGAGAGUGGGGCAGCUGAACUUGUGGUACUGGAGCGUCCCUCAUUUCUGCGUAGACCAAUAAACCAGGUUGUCCUGGCUGAUGCCCCUGUGAAUUUCCUGUGUGAGGUGCAGGGAGAUCCCCAGCCCAAUCUACACUGGCGCAAGGAUGAUGGGGAGCUGCCCGCGGGCAGGUAUGAGAUUCGGAGUGACCACAGCCUUUGGAUCGACCAAGUGAGCUCUGAAGACGAGGGGACGUACACGUGUGUAGCAGAGAACAGUGUGGGCCGCGCAGAGGCAUCUGGCUCCCUCAGUGUUCACGUCCCACCACAAUUUGUGACUAAGCCCCAGAACCAGACAGUAGCUCCCGGAGCAAACGUGUCAUUCCAAUGUGAGACCAAAGGAAACCCUCCACCUGCCAUCUUCUGGCAGAAGGAAGGGAGUCAAGUCCUGCUUUUCCCUAGUCAGUCACUCCAACCCAUGGGACGCCUCUUAGUCUCUCCAAGAGGCCAGCUCAACAUCACUGAAGUAAAGAUCGGGGAUGGUGGCUACUACGUGUGCCAGGCUGUCAGUGUGGCUGGUAGCAUCCUAGCAAAGGCCCUAUUAGAGAUAAAAGGCGCCUCCAUAGAUGGGCUACCUCCCAUCAUUCUCCAGGGACCAGCCAAUCAGACACUGGUACUUGGCUCUUCUGUGUGGCUGCCAUGCAGAGUGAUUGGAAACCCCCAGCCCAACAUCCAGUGGAAGAAGGAUGAGAGGUGGCUGCAGGGGGAUGACUCACAGUUCAACUUAAUGGACAAUGGCACUCUACACAUUGCCAGCAUACAGGAGAUGGACAUGGGUUUCUACAGCUGUGUGGCCAAGAGUUCCAUAGGGGAGGCCACAUGGAAUAGCUGGCUUAGGAAGCAAGAAGAUUGGGGAGCAUCACCAGGUCCAGCAACAGGACCCAGUAAUCCUCCAGGGCCUCCCUCUCAGCCAAUAGUCACAGAGGUAACCGCAAACAGCAUUACCUUGACCUGGAAGCCCAAUCCACAGUCUGGGGCCACAGCUACCUCCUAUGUGAUAGAGGCCUUCAGCCAAGCAGCUGGCAACACGUGGCGGACGGUGGCCGAUGGGGUGCAGCUGGAAACUUACACCAUCAGUGGCCUGCAGCCCAACACCAUCUACUUAUUCCUAGUGAGAGCAGUUGGAGCCUGGGGCCUCAGUGAACCCAGUCCUGUCUCUGAGCCUGUUCAAACCCAGGCAGACAGCAGCCUAUCUAGGCCAGCGGAGGACCCGUGGAAAGGCCAGCGAGGGCUAGCGGAAGUGGCCGUGCGAAUGCAGGAGCCCACUGUCCUUGGGCCCAGAACUCUGCAGGUUUCCUGGACUGUGGAUGGUCCAGUCCAGCUGGUGCAAGGAUUCCGUGUGUCUUGGAGGAUUGCAGGCCUUGACCAGGGAAGCUGGACAAUGCUAGACCUACAGAGUCCACACAAGCAAAGUACUGUGCUAAGAGGACUGCCCCCAGGGGCCCAAAUCCAGAUCAAGGUGCAAGUCCAAGGCCAGGAGGGGCUGGGGGCUGAAAGCCCUUUUGUGACCAGGAGCAUUCCUGAGGAGGCCCCCAGUGGCCCCCCUCAGGGAGUGGCUGUGGCCUUGGGGGGUGAUCGCAACAGCAGUGUCACUGUAUCCUGGGAGCCUCCACUUCCCUCCCAGCGAAAUGGGGUCAUCACUGAAUACCAGAUUUGGUGCCUGGGUAAUGAAAGCCGAUUCCACCUCAAUCGAUCUGCAGCAGGUUGGGCACGCUCUGUGACGUUCAGCGGACUGCUACCAGGCCAGAUCUAUCGAGCCUUGGUGGCAGCAGCUACCAGUGCUGGCGUGGGCGUGGCCAGUGCUCCAGUGCUAGUGCAGCUGCCAUUCCCUCCGGCGGCGGAGCCGGGGCCUGAGGUCAGCGAGGGGCUGGCAGAACGGUUGGCUAAGGUGCUGCGGAAGCCUGCUUUCCUAGCUGGCAGCAGCGCAGCCUGCGGGGCGCUGCUACUCGGGUUCUGCGCCGCCCUCUACCGGCGUCAGAAGCAGCGCAAAGAACUCAGUCACUAUACGGCCUCCUUUGCCUACACACCUGCAGUGUCCUUUCCACACUCAGAGGGCCUUUCUGGAUCCAGUUCCAGGCCACCCAUGGGCCUUGGCCCUGCUGCCUACCCAUGGCUGGCAGACUCCUGGCCCCACCCACCUCGGAGUCCCUCAGCUCAGGAGCCCCGGGGGAGCUGCUGCCCCAGCAAUCCUGAUCCAGAUGAUAGAUACUACAAUGAGGCAGGAAUCUCCCUGUACUUGGCUCAGACUGCACGUGGUGCUAAUGCCUCUGGUGAGGGUCCUGUCUACAGCACCAUUGACCCAGUAGGGGAAGAGCUACAGACCUUCCACGGAGGGUUCCCUCAACACUCUUCUGGGGACCCAAGCACCUGGAGCCAGUAUGCUCCCCCGGAAUGGAGCGAGGGGGACAGUGGAGCCAGGGGAGGCCAGGGGAAGCUUCUGGGCAAGCCUGUACAAAUGCCAUCUUUGAGCUGGCCAGAAGCCCUGCCACCGCCUCCCCCUUCCUGUGAGCUGAGCUGUCCGGAGGGGCCUGAGGAGGAGCUGAAGGGCAGUUCAGAUCUGGAAGAGUGGUGCCCACCAGUGCCUGAGAAAAGCCACUUGGUUGGGUCAAGCUCCAGUGGUGCGUGCAUGGUGGCUCCAGCCCCAAGGGACACACCCUCCCCCACUUCUUCUUAUGGACAGCAGUCCACAGCUACUCUUACCCCCUCACCUCCUGAUCCUCCCCAACCCCCUACUGACAUCCCACAUCUCCAUCAGAUGCCCAGGAGAGUACCCCUCGGGCCAAGUUCUCCUCUCAGCGUAUCCCAGCCCGCUCUGAGUAGCCAUGACGGACGGCCUGUUGGCCUGGGUGCUGGCCCCGUACUCUCCUAUCACGCUAGCCCCAGUCCUGUCCCUAGUACAGCCAGCAGUGCACCGGGGAGAACCCGUCAGGUAACUGGAGAGAUGACUCCCCCACUCCAUGGACACCGUGCUCGAAUCCGGAAGAAACCCAAGGCUCUUCCCUACAGAAGGGAGCACAGUCCCGGGGACUUGCCCCCACCACCCUUGCCACCACCAGAGGAAGAGACAAGCUGGCCCUUGGGUCUGCGGGCAGCAGGCAGCAUGUCUUCCCUAGAGCGAGAGCGCAGUGGGGAGAGGAGAGUGGUGCAGGCAGUGCCUCUAGGGGCCCAACCUCUAGGGGCCCAACGUGGGCCCCACCCAGAUGCUGCACUUCUGGGUUGUGCUGCGGAAGAGGCCUGGCUUCCAUACGGCAGACCAAGCUUCCUGAGCCAUGGCCAGGGCACCAGCACCUGCUCUACCGCUGGUAGCAAUUCUUCUAGGGGUUCCAACAGCUCUCGAGGUUCUCGGGGCUCUCGGGGCCCUGGACGCAGCCGAAGUCGAAGCCGGAGCCAGAGCCAGAGCCAGAGGCCAGGACGGAAUCGCCGAGAGGAACCAAGAUGACCCUUCACGAAGCAAUGAGCUUAUUGAAGGCUCCACAGUGCAAGAAUAUGAACCCCUUCCCUGGUCAACCGAUGUGGGCCAAGAGGAGCAAGGAUGGGCAGACUUUCCUCCCAGCAAUGAUGCUUGUGACUCACUGAAGCACACUGUCUACAACAGUUUUAGUUGUCUUGGGAAUCAGAGAACUAGCUCUUUACUUUCCAUCUCGUUCUGACUGAGACAUGUUUGUACAAAAGGAGAAAGAAAAAAGCCUCCGAUCUGAGCCCUG